Molecule: messenger RNA, 2670 nt
Organism: Syngnathus typhle (broad-nosed pipefish)
Lineage: Eukaryota; Metazoa; Chordata; Actinopteri; Syngnathiformes; Syngnathidae
Gene: katnb1
Product: katanin p80 (WD repeat containing) subunit B 1
Exons: 20
Coding region: 221-2332 (703 amino acids)
Biological process (GO): microtubule severing; microtubule depolymerization
Cellular component (GO): katanin complex
Molecular function (GO): microtubule binding
Source: RefSeq, a predicted model, not a curated record
UCUUCCGGUGUAGGGGGCGGGCUCUGUGUGACGUCAUCUGGAGCGGACAGUUGCUAAGCUGCGCACGCGUGUCCGUUUGACAACAAUCGUCGCCGUCGUCGGUGUUCAUCGCCGGCCGGCCGGCGCUCGGACGGUGACAAGUUGGAGCUCGGCUCGCCAGCUCAACACAGGUGGGGAACAGACUUCGGGCGUGCGAGCGAGUCAGGUGCACAGAGUCGUCAUGGCGGCAGCCGCCGCCAAGAUCUCCUGGCGACUGCAGGAGUUUGAGGCUCACGGCAGUCGCGUUUGCUGCGCCUCUCUGGGCAAACGUACGGGUCGCCUCCUGGCGAGCGCAGGCGAAGAUUGCAAAGUCAACAUCUGGUCCGUCAGCAAGGCCAACUGCAUCAUGGCGGCAAGAGUCUGUGCGGCCACAGGAAGGCGGUGGAGUGCGUCCACUUCAACGCGUCCGAGGAGCAGCUGGCCACCGGCUCGCAGUCGGGAUCCAUCCUGGUGUGGGACCUGGAGGCCGCCAAGAGUCAGAACGCUUCCCUUCUUGCAUCUCUGCGAGGCGCCGCUCUGCUUUUGUCUCCAUCCGUGUUGGAGGCGCGCUGUGCGGACGAUUGCUGCUACGAACGCUACCGGGACACAAAUCCAGCAUCACCAGUUUUGCUUUCCAUCCUUUUGGAGACUUUUUGGUGUCCGGCUCCACCGACACCAACAUCAAGAUGUGGGACGUGCGCAGGAAAGGCCCCAUUUACAGGGUCACACCGCGGCCGUCCGGAGUUUGGCCUUCAGCCCUGACGGGAAGUGGUUGGCGUCGGCGAGCGACGACUGCACGGUCAAGCUGUGGGACCUGAAGCAGGCCAAGACCAUCACAGAGUUUACGGCGCACACGGCCGCUGUCAGCACCAUCCAGUUCCACCCCAACGAGUAUCUGUUGGCCUCGGGUGGCGCCGACAGGUGGGUGAGGCUGUGGGAUCUGGAGAAGUUCUGCCAGGUAGGGGCGCUACAGGACACGGGCGCCAUCAGGUGUGUCAUGUUCAGCGCCGACGGCGGCUGCCUGUUCAGCGGCCACGCCGACGUCCUGGGCGUGUGCGCGUGGGAACCCGAGCGCUGGCUGGACACUGUGACGGUGGGCUGGGGGCGAGUGGCCGACCUGGCGCUCUGCAACCAGCAGCUGGUGGGCGUGUCUCACCAGCUGAGCAGCGUGUCAACCUACGUGGUGGACCUUAAGCGCGUCAAGUCCAGCGCUGCGCCAAACGCCGCCGCGGAGAAUGACAUGGCUCCGGCGGCCCCGGCCGGCGUGCAGCCCACCGGCGGCAAGGCGGGCGGACCGCGCCGCAGCUACCAACGCCCGGCCUCGCCGUCUCAAGGCCUCAAGAGGAGCGCGGAAGCCGAGUUGCGGAGUCCCGAAGGGGAGAGGCGUAGCCCCAGCGAAGACGAGGCGGACGACAAAGCUUCCUCGGCCCAAAUCCACAACGCGCAAGACUACCGGGAAAUAUUCCAGCCCCGCAACGCCAUCUGUCGGACGCCCCCCGGGAUGUCGGAGCCUUUUCCCGCCCCGCCCGAGGACGAAGGAGCCGAUGGCAAUGCGGCGGUGCUUUGUCCCGACCAACAGCCGCCGGUUUCCACGUCGGCGGCCCCGUCCACUCCGGUCCAGCGGGUAGAGCCGACGGUGGUUGCCUGUGCGAAACGGGCCGCCUCGUCCGCCAGCGAGCAAGCCCAGCCUCCGCCGGUCGAAAUAUUCCCGGCCAGCAGGAGCGAGCCCAGCGGCCUGGACGUGGCCGACUUCCUGUCGGCCCGCCGCGGCGGAGGAAUCCUAAGCGAGAGCGACGUUUUGAAUCACAUCCAAAACGGGCACGCCACCAUGUGCGUCAUGCUCAGCAACCGACGCAAGAACCUGCAAAGUGUCAGGGAUGUGUGGGCCCGCCAGGGCAUCAAGAGCGCGCUGGACGUCGCCGUCGCAAUGAACGACCUGUCCAUCGUCGUGGAUGUCCUCAACAUCAUCAACGUGCAACCGUCGCUAUGGACUUUGGAUGUGUGCGCAAGCAGCCUUCCUCAGAUUGACACCCUUCUGCAGAGUAAAUAUGAAAGUUACAUGCAGUGCGGUUGCACAUCCCUGAAGAUCAUCAUGAAAUAUUUCUGGCCGCUGGUCUGCGAAACGCUGAGGGCGGGGCCAUCGGUGGGCGUGGACGUCACGCGAGAGGAACGGCAGCAGAAGUGCCACGUGUGCAGCAAGCAUCUGCACAACAUCAACAACGUGGUGAAGAGCAAAGCGGCGCAGGUGGGGCGGCACGGCUCCGCCUUCGGGGAACUGCGGAUGCUCAUGGCGCAGCUGGACCAACACUCCUGAACGCCGGCAGAUCCCCCUCUGCUCGGUCGCCUCUGCGCCCGCCCGGCGCCGGCCGGCCGGCAGAAUUUGGCCGCGGGGCAAAUUCGGGCCUCGCUCCGAGGAAGUGCGCUGACGACGGGAUUCGGAGCGGACCGACUCGCCCGAGCCGCUUAGUGCCUUUGGCCCAUUUGGGAAUAGGCACCGCGUCCGUUUUUCAAUGGCCGAUGGCGAGAUGGCCACUUUGAUAGGGCGGCGCAUAUUGUUAGCGCUCCAUGGAAAUGGUGAUUCUCCGUGUCAUCGAUGCACACUGAAGACGUUGUGUACGCACGUAUUUUGGAAAUAAAACAAAAUCUUUUCAA